UGAAAAAAUAUAGUUAGUGCAUUGAUCUCUCCACUCGAGUCAGAUACACACGUUGCUACGGAACAAUCUCAAUCAAAUUUCUGUUCCCUCUACGGACGCAUUUUGAUGUGGCACCGCAACAUUCACGUGUACAACAACUUGUGUGAUUUUGUUCUGCAUAUUUUCAUACGUGUCGCUUCAGUAGUCAAUACGAAUAAACUGUAAUUCAACAACUAGUUUAAUCUAAACACAUCCACUUUAUUUUGGAGUGAAUAUGGCUUCACUAGCUCAACCGGGCGAUGAUAGCGACGAUGGCAUGGAUGACUUUAUGGAGAAAUUCAAAAAAGAGAAAUAUAGCAAUGCCUUUUCUGAAAAGAACUGGGAAGAGGAGUUUGAUAAGGUGCCCAUGUUCAUGAAGACAGCCCCUGAGGAGAUCGACCCCAUGAAACACCCGGAGCUGGCUGCUAUUCAGUCCAUUAUACAUGACGAUGACAGACCACUAGAAGAGCAAGCCGAGAGCUUGAAAGAUGAGGGGAACGACUACUUCAAAGAGAAGAACUACAAGAAGGCUAUAGUGUCCUAUACGGCUGGACUGAAGAAGAACUGCAGUGACUAUAAUGUUAAUGCCAUCCUGCACACUAACCGGGCGGCAGCACACUUCCACCUGGGUAACAUGCGUUCUGCACUGAAUGAUGCUGCCGCUGCAAAGAAGUUUAAACCAGACCACCUCAAAGCAUUAAUCAGAGGUGCCACGUGUUGCACGGAGCUGAAAAAAUACGCCGACGCCCUGCAGUGGUGUGAAGAGGGACUCAAGCUGCAGCCGACAGACAAGAAGCUACUGGAGCUGAGAGCUACAGCAGACAGACAUAAGAGAGCGGCAGAGAGAGAUGCAAGGAAGGCAAAGGUCAAAGAGAAGAAGGAGCACAGUGAGAGAGAGGCCCUACUGGCUGCCAUCAAGGAGCGUGGCAUCCAGUUACUAAUGCCUCAUCAGCGUCCUAAGCGCAGGUCUGACAGUGAGGAUGAUGGAGGCUCCUGUAGAGCCAUGGCAGGGCUGGAACUGGAUGGUCUGUGUUCUACGGAGGCCACAGGUGUGAAGGUGUUCCUGGACGAACAGGGAAUCAUGCACUGGCCAGUUCUCUUCCUGUACCCCGAAUACCAACAAACAGACUUCAUCUCAGCCUUCAGCGAGUCCUCCAGCUUCCUAGAUCACCUGACUCUCAUGUUUGGAGAGGAACUCCCACCCUGGGACAUUAACAGGAAGUACUCUCCCCAAAACCUUCAGCUGUUCUUUGAAGACCAUGAGAAAGAGUCAUUACAUCAAGUUAACCCCGAGACGCCUCUCAUUAAAAUCCUUCAGCAUAAAAGGUGUUUUAUAAAGGCAGGAACUCCUAGCUUUGUCAUUCUGGCAAAGGGGUCACCGUUCUGCGAGAAGUUCUUAUCAGAAAGGAAAACACAACUUUUAACACAUUCUCUUAAUCAGUCAACCUAGACCUGUCAAUCUAAUGAACAAUGAACUCUCUCUUUCACCAGUGAAUACACAAAUUGAGUUAAAUUGCAUAGAAGAGACAAUGUUGCAAGCAGCAUCCCCAUGCUCAGGGAUUGAGAAUGCUGCGGUGCUCAUAAGCUGUGCAUACUCAUAAGCUGUGCAUACUCCAUCUAGAGAUCAAAUUGUAUUUUAGAGUGGGUGUAACCUGUCAUACAAUCUGUUGUAAUAUUGUCACUGUAACUAAAACGCCUUAACGAAAUGUA
Molecule: messenger RNA, 1728 nt
Organism: Salmo salar (Atlantic salmon)
Lineage: Eukaryota; Metazoa; Chordata; Actinopteri; Salmoniformes; Salmonidae
Product: hsp70/Hsp90 co-chaperone CNS1 homolog
Biological process (GO): protein folding
Cellular component (GO): nucleus; cytosol
Molecular function (GO): Hsp90 protein binding; Hsp70 protein binding
Source: RefSeq, a predicted model, not a curated record